CUAAGCAGGUCGGGCUAAAAAUAUCCUUAAAACCAUACAACAAAAUUAUCAGAAUAAAAGCAAUGCCCUACCUAAAGAGAAAAUCAAAUGAACCGCCGCUUCAGUCUCUGGCUGUGACCACGGAAUCCAUACGUGUGGGACAAUUGAGUGCCCCCAACAUCAUAGAUCGUGGCUUGCGGCCCAAGUUCUCAAAGCUGCCCAGCGGACAGGAUAUUAAUAGAACUCGAUAUCGGUUGACGAAGGAUGAGAAGACCAUGUGGGUUGGUGUAGUUGGUGUAAUUGGUGUAGAAAAGAAACACAUGCAACAAAUGAGCAAGGAUAUGGAUAAUUAUUUCAAUCCCAAGUUAACCGAUAAUGGGAAAGAUCUUCAAAAAGCUGAGCCAAGAAAUAAGGAUAAGGAUAUCGAUAAAAAAGUAUUUAAAGCGCCGAAACUUGCCACAAUACAGGAAGAAGCACUAGAGGAAAACAUUGAUUGCUUUGGGUUGCUUAAGCCUUUAGAGUUUAUCAAUACUGUGGAGUUGCAGAGUGGUGCUAAAACCGCCAAUGCUCUCAGAAAGAGCCUGCGAUGGCUGCAGGAAGCCACAAGACCUGGCACUGUUCAGACCAUUGAUAAUGUCAAAAACUUACAUCGCUCAGCAACUCGCGUAUGUGGCACAUCCACAUAUAGGACCAAGAAAGAAAUUGGUGUUCUCAGCAAGAAGAAAAUGCAAUUGAACCCCAAGGCGGAAUUAAUGAAGGAAAAAACUGAACGCAUGGAGGCAGUUGUGAAUGAAAUGAAAAUGUAUCAGGACAAACAAAAUGCCGAUAAAAAUACCGAAAAAGAUGCCAAUAAUAAUCCAGAAAAAUAUUUCCAACUGGAACAAGAACAUAGCUCAAACAAAGAUCACAGCUACAAUGGUGCCAUAGAAGGUUUAUAUGAAAUUACUAGCAACGCUGGAGGGCCUCAGAACGCCGAAAUUUCCUUGCAGGAAUUUGAACAAAAUGAGCGAAAUUAUAUGAGCAGAAUUGUAAUCAACUCCCAAAUCCUAAAUUCUAGUGAUAGAAACAACAAUUCAAUUGAAGAGUGUUCAGUUAUAUAUAAAAGGGAUAAUUUUUUGCAGAAUACAGAAUCCACAACGACUCAAUCGGAAAACUAUUUUGGCCUGGGGAAUAAGAAACACAGCAGGAAGCAUGAGCAGAGCCGUUCAAAGGUAAAUUCUUGUUCUACAAGAAAAAAUUCCAACAGUUAAAUUCUUUGUCCUCAGUACAACGAAAUUAAAAAAAUAUACACAAAUCAGCAGCUUGCUAGAUUUCAAUCACUAUCUAAAUCCAAAAAAGCUCAGCCCAAAGAUUUUAACAUGAACAAAUACUUGAAGCCUUUUAAAACCAUGAAAAACAUUCAGCCCAUCUCCUUGGAUACUCUAACAAAAGCUAAAGACAAUGUUCAGCUGAUCAAAGCUUCGUUUCAGUUGCCAAAGCUCUCCAAAUGCAAUGGGAAAUACAAUUCUCUAACGUUAUUCCAUUCAAAAAGCACUGUGCAGUAUUUGGUGUGGGCUCCAACCUUAUGCCUAAUUACCAUUUUUUUUUUGGCAUUCGUACUCUUUUUGCGCUUUGUAUUUGUGAAACCAGCACCAACAUUUUGGGAACUCUUACUGAAAUAUCUAAUCCAAAAGUUGAGGGUAUUUUGUUUUAUUUCAAACAUCUGACAGCUCAAAGCAAGCCUUGACCCAACAUUCUCUAAGUUUUAUGGCGUCUAUUCUUAACCAACAUCAUAUCCCAUAAAUCUCCCAAAUCUUACUUUGCUGUACUACGCCGACAAUCGCAACCUAAUCGUAUGCUAACAAACGAAACCAAGAGACCCGAGACCCUCACUUUUCUCGCCAAAGUUCCAGAAAAUGCAGUGAAACAACCUGAGGGCAAGGGAAAAUACGAAAAGCUAAUUCCUGAAGAAACCUGUAAUAGAUCUACUAUGAAGAAUACAAAUGAGAACAGUCCCAGCGGCUCCAAAACACCCAGCGAAGCCAUGUUAAUGGCCAAGCCAAAUUCACAGCUCCUGCUGGUAAGUUUACCAGCACCCGAAACAGGAGAAGCGCUGCACAGCAAAUUGUUAGACCCUUAUUUGAUUCGAGCAUUCAAAGGCGAAAAACUUCGGCAUAAAAAAUCCAAAUCAAAGCAUAGAGGUUCAUAUGUUCACGGCUUAACCCGAAAAGACAAGUUAAUGUCCGCAUUGGGUGUAGUUUUAUUCAUUCUAUUCAUUCUAUUUAUGACUCAAUGGACACCAAGACCACUAACUUCACACUUUGGGUAGUCAGCUUUCGAAUUUUUAUUCAAUAAGUUAUAGAAAAUA
Drosophila guanche is the source of this 2326-nucleotide messenger RNA. RefSeq lists its product as uncharacterized. The record is from RefSeq and is a predicted model, not a curated record. The coding region runs from base 63 to 1229 and encodes 388 amino acids. NCBI's taxonomy places the organism in Eukaryota, Metazoa, Arthropoda, Insecta, Diptera, Drosophilidae. The transcript has 3 exons.